AAUACAAUUGUAUGCAAAUUUGUCCGCCAUUACAUAAAGUCACACAGGUUCCCGUAAACUUUGACAUCAUAAUUUAAAAUAUUUGACGUCACAAUUUAAAAUUGUUUGUUGCUUGACGUCAAAAGGUGAUUUGGAGUCGAUCUAAGGUUAUUUGGAGGCCAAGUUCAAGAUAAAGAUAAAUGUAAGCAGCAAGAAUGUUCAGUAAAGUAAGAUCUACAAACACAUCACCAUCACCAAAACACAAUUUUGUCAUGAAUCCAUCUGUGUCCUUUGUUUAAUAUGCACAUAGACCAAGGUAUUAUCAGACAAGAAUACAAUAGAUAUUGGAAUUUACUCAUGAGAUUUAAUACUGACUUUUUAUCAUGACAGACACUGAUUUUAGAGUUGCAUUACUGGCAGGUGCUGCUGCUGGGAGCUCAGUGGAUGUGUCACUCUUUCCACUAGAUACAAUCAAGACACGUUUACAGAGUCCUGCUGGUUUUUGGAAAUCUGGAGGAUUCCGUGGAAUAUACUCUGGUUUGCUGUCUGUUACUAUUGGUUCUGCUCCUACAGCUGCAGUAUUUUUCUGUACUUAUGAGACCACAAAAAAUUUUGCUUCUAGGAAUGGAUUAAGUAAAUCAUUACCAAUAGUUCAUAUGGCUGGUGCUUCAUUUGGUGAAAUGACUUGCUGUUUGAUAAGAGUCCCAGUUGAAGUCAUAAAGCAGAGAGCUCAGGUUUCCACAAAUACGUCAUCAUACAGUGUUCUUAGAAAAACAUUACAGUCUGAAGGUUUUAGAGGACUUUAUAGGGGUUACCUGAGUACAGUAAUAAGAGAGGUUCCCUUUUCUUUUAUGCAAUUCCCAAUGUGGGAAUACUUUAAGAUACUGUGGUCAAGAGAACAAGGAAAACCAGUAGAUCCUUGGCAGUCUUCUAUAUGUGGAGCAGUUGCGGGUUCUAUUGCCUCAGGUAUAACAACACCUUUAGAUGUUGCUAAAACCAGGAUUAUGUUAGCAGAAAAAAAUAGUACACUUGCCUCUGGGAGUAUACCACAUGCUAUAAAGAUCAUAUUUUUAGAAAAAGGAGUCAAAGGAUUUUUUGCUGGGAUCAUUCCAAGAGUAAUAUGGAUAUCUAUAGGUGGUGCUAUAUUCCUUGGUGUUUAUGAAAAAGUUAAAUUGAUUUGUAAUAAACAUUUUACUGAAGAAGGAUAUUUAUAACGAACAGUCAAGUCCGCGUUUUAUCUUGUGACAAGAGAAAAGCAGUCUGUAAUUUAUCUCUAUUUUGCGAGUAUAAUUUAGAGUUCAUAUUUCUAACCAAUAAUUAGAUUAUUUUCGGUUUGAUGUAGAAAAAUGAUAUAGGUAUAUAUGUUACAGUACUAAUUGAAACUAAGUAGUAUCCAGUAUCCUCCUAGUAGAAAUUGAAAAAAUCAGAUUUGU
Messenger RNA from Mytilus trossulus (common blue mussel), 1412 nucleotides. Its product is annotated as mitochondrial S-adenosylmethionine carrier protein-like. Gene Ontology annotation, cellular component: mitochondrial inner membrane. The transcript has 11 exons. Gene Ontology annotation, molecular function: S-adenosyl-L-methionine transmembrane transporter activity. The record is from RefSeq and is a predicted model, not a curated record. The coding region runs from base 363 to 1193 and encodes 276 amino acids. NCBI's taxonomy places the organism in Eukaryota, Metazoa, Mollusca, Bivalvia, Mytilida, Mytilidae.